Molecule: messenger RNA, 1199 nt
Organism: Paraglomus occultum
Lineage: Eukaryota; Fungi; Glomeromycota; Glomeromycetes; Paraglomerales; Paraglomeraceae
Source: the annotation of a GenBank genome assembly
AUCGGCAUCCAUUAGAAAACAUAAUGUGGGAUUGUCAUACACAAACGCCUCAUGAUUCAUAUCAUGCAAUGGGUGGUAAAACGCGGAGACUAUUGGAUACGACAUUUCAUUUGUUGACUUCCAACGGUGAAUCAGAAUGGCUAUAUCACUGGAAGUCAAUAGAAAAACCACCACGAUGGUCAAAAUUGCCGAACCCUAUAUUGCAUAGACAGAGUUUUAUGUUCUCCGAUAUAUUUCGAUUAGCGAUGUUGAUGCCAUUCAUUCUCAAACGCUUCCUCACAUGGCGUCAUAUAAAAAGCGAUGCAUUAACAUUGAUAAAAGAACGAUUAAAUCUGUCACGUGUUGAUCAGGUUGCCACCAGGGUAUUACAAGUCUGGGUAACUGAGGCAAAAACGUUGAAGCUUGCCUUCUCAGUUACAAUGGAUACAAAUGCCUAUAAAGCUCUUGAAAAAACUUUAAGAGAGCAAAGUCGUCUUCUGACUGAGGUAUUUCCUGAGGAUUUUGCAAACGUGCCAAAUCUCCAUCUAAACGUUCAUUUACCCCAACAUGCAAAAAAUUUCGCAACCCUUGUCAACACGUCAGUAGGGGUUAAAGAAAUGGUACAUCGUAUAUUCAAAGGGGUGGUAGGGCACACUAACCACAAAAGUAUCGAGUUAGACCUUAUUAAAAGAUACAACACCGUUCAAGCGCUCCGACAUCUGGUGGAUGAGGGUGAAGAUCCACGUUUUAUAAAUAGAAAAUGGAUAGCGCAAGUAACGUGCAAGGAAUUCUUGUGCAAAUUUCUGUCUGGUUGGUAUGCAGUUGAGAAACCAUUACUGGAAGAAAAUAACACGGAUGUUGAAGCAACUCACAUGGUAUCACACGAUCCUCACUUUAUUAAUAUUAGAUUACGCAAAAAGUGGGAUCGCACGCAAAUAGUUGGAGCAGGGUUUACAAAAAUACUAGAUCCAGAUAACACCCUGUUCCACCACCUCUCUGCUGCAUACUCAGAUGAUAUGGAUAUGAAAGGAGCGUUAAUUAACAGGCGUCUGGAAUUUUAUGAUUAUGUGUCAUAUGAAGUACUAGAUGGCGAAGAGGCUGAGGAACGGGUAUCCUUGCGAGUAGGGAACGUGAUUGAUAUGAAAGAAGAGGAAGAGGAGGAUGCUUUUGCUAUAAUUCGGGCAAUUUUUUGCCAUAUGGCAAAUAACACAAACAGAUAC